Setaria italica (foxtail millet) is the source of this 1173-nucleotide messenger RNA. RefSeq lists its product as uncharacterized. Lineage: Eukaryota; Viridiplantae; Streptophyta; Magnoliopsida; Poales; Poaceae. Gene Ontology annotation, biological process: DNA integration; aromatic amino acid biosynthetic process. The annotation marks the transcript as partial. The transcript is spliced from 3 exons. The record is from RefSeq and is a predicted model, not a curated record. Gene Ontology annotation, molecular function: zinc ion binding; nucleic acid binding; 3-deoxy-7-phosphoheptulonate synthase activity.
UCAUCUCUUCCGCCUAGCUAUGGGAACUUCAUCUCGAACUAUCAUAUGCAUGGGACGGAGAAGGGUCUGAAUGAACUGUGUGGUAUGCUCAAGACAGCAGAGGUAGACAUUAGGAAAAGCGCUAGUACCAGCCAUGUGAUGGCUAUAGAGAACAAGCCUAGCUUUAAGAAGAAGGGCAAUUCUUGGAAGAAGAAGGGCAAGGCUGGAACGUCCAAGCCAAACCUAGCGCCCAAGGUUAAAGCUGGACCUGGACCUGCUCCAGACAAAGAGUGCUUUUACUGUCAUGAACUUGGUCACUGGAAGAGAAACUGCAAGCAGUACCUAGCUUCGUUGAAGAAUGGCGGAAGUAAGAGCGAGUAUUUGAGCCACGAGUUUAGCAAUCAUCUAAAGAGUUGCGGAAUUGUUCCACAACUUACGCCGCCUGGAACACCUCAGAGAAACGGUGUGUCCGAGCGACGUAAUCAAACUUUGUUAGACAUGGUUCGAUCAAUGAUGAGCCAGUCGGACCUACCGUUGUCAUUUUGGGGAUACGCUCUAGAAACAGCAGCUUUCACACUUAAUAGGGUACCAUCUAAAUCUGUAGUUAAGACACCAUAUGAGAUAUGGACUGGAAAGGUUCCUAGUUUGUCUUUUCUAAAGAUUUGGGGAUGUGAAGUGUUCAUCAAGCGACUUCAGUCGGACAAGAUCACACCCAAGUCGGAUAAGUGCAUUUUCGUCAGAUGUCCAAAGGAAACUUUGGGAUAUUAUUUCUACAACCGAUCAGAAGGCAAAGUGUUUGUCGCUCGGAACGGGGUUUUCCUAGAGAAAGAGUUUCUCAAAGGAGAAAAGAGUUCACAUCUUCAGCAGUUGUCUCCACCAAGGAAGCCGUUGGUGUCCGCGGGAGAGACGCGGAAGCUGGAGGAGCGGCUCAGGGAGGCGGGCUUGGGCCGGGUGUUCCUCCUGCAGGGCGGCGACUACGCCAAGAGCUUCAAGGAGUUCAGCGCCAACAACAUCCGCGACACGUUCCGGCUCAUGCUGCAGAUGGCCAUCAUGGCUCCGGCCGCCCGCAGCCCUGCACGUACGGCGACCCUGCAGGGGAGCCCGGCCGGAGAAAAUGGCUUCCGGGGUAGCGGCGCAGCACGGCCGCCCCGUCCAUCGCGUGCCGCCGGAGCUCGCUUGACCUCAUCUCCGUAG